AUGAUCAAUGAUACCGAUGCUGUGAAGCGAAGACCGGAUGCCUAUGCGACUCCGCAAGUCAUAAGACCCCCCAGCAGGGCCAAUGGCCACGCAAAUGGGUCUACGGCCCUGCAGUCGACGCUCAAGCCAGCCGCCCUAACCUCCAAGGCGAAGAAGGAUUCAGGUAUGACGGCGGCGGUGGCGCAUGCGACAGUACCCUCCUGGGCCAACAUGAUCUUGAUGGCUUCACUCAUUUUCGGAGGAUGCUGCACAAACGUCUUUGCUCUUGAGGCUAUCAUCAAGGAGCAAUCUACAGCCGGUCCCUUGAUCACCUUCGCCCAAUUCAUCCUUUGCGCCAUCUUCACUCUUCCGCAUUUCCUCUCCUUCUCUGCCGGUCCCCGUGCCCUGUUUGUGAGCCCUCGAGCGAUUCCAAUCCGAUCAUGGAUGAUCUAUACCGCAUACUUCGCGUCGGUCAAUCUUUUGAACAAUUGGGCCUUCGCCUAUAAGAUCUCCGUCCCGCUUCAUAUCAUUCUCCGAUCUGGUGGGCCGGUGGCUUCUAUGAUCGUUGGAUAUGCGUAUAAUGGAAGACGGUAUUCCCGCGGCCAAAUUCUUGCUGUAGCCUUGCUCACGGCUGGCGUCGCCGCCGCCGCGCUUGCCGAUGCGCAGGCUAAGGGCCAGUCCAUCGAAAUUGGAACCAGUAGCGAUGUGACAUUGAUGACCACAGCCACCGGAUUCAGCAUUCUUGCCUUGGCUAUGAUUUUGUCAGCGUUUCAGGGGAUCUACGCCGACCGGCUGUAUGGGACGUAUGGCCGUGAUCACUGGAAGGAGGCUCUGUUCUACUCUCACACCCUCUCGCUGCCUUUGUUCUUGACCAGCUAUCCGCAGCUAUUAUCACAGUGGCGAGUCGUGGCAUCCACUCCUUCGGUGCUUUCAACGCUUUCCCAUGGGAAUUCCAGUCAAAGUUCGUCCAGCAUGUUGAAUCAUAAUUUGUUCUCUAUCAUGGCGGCCGCUCAAAAGCACAAAUCGAUUGAAUCUGUACUUGACAAGAUUCCGAUUCAGUUAGCAUAUCUGCUCAUGAAUGCUUUGACGCAGUACGUCUGCAUUCGAGGAGUUCAUCUGUUGUCUGCCAAGUCUUCUUCCCUGACAGUAACGGUGGUUUUGAAUAUUCGCAAGCUCGUUUCGUUGUUGCUCUCGAUCUACUUGUUCGGCAAUGAUCUGGCAUCCGGCGUCCUUGUCGGAGCAGUUUUGGUAACCAUUGGUGGUGGUCUGUAUGGAUUCGAGGGAGCACGGCUGAGAAAGACCAGCUUGAAAAAGACCGAGUGA
Messenger RNA from Penicillium daleae, 1302 nucleotides. RefSeq lists its product as uncharacterized. Gene Ontology annotation, biological process: transmembrane transport. The record is from RefSeq and is a predicted model, not a curated record. Lineage: Eukaryota; Fungi; Ascomycota; Eurotiomycetes; Eurotiales; Aspergillaceae. Gene Ontology annotation, cellular component: endoplasmic reticulum membrane; Golgi membrane. Gene Ontology annotation, molecular function: UDP-N-acetylglucosamine transmembrane transporter activity. The transcript has 4 exons. The coding region runs from base 1 to 1302 and encodes 433 amino acids.